Carya illinoinensis is the source of this 1788-nucleotide messenger RNA. RefSeq lists its product as uncharacterized. The record is from RefSeq and is a predicted model, not a curated record. Lineage: Eukaryota; Viridiplantae; Streptophyta; Magnoliopsida; Fagales; Juglandaceae. The transcript is spliced from 2 exons. The coding region runs from base 1 to 1788 and encodes 595 amino acids.
AUGGAUCCUUCUAUUAUUGCCCAACUUAUGGAUCUCCUUCGUGUAAAUCCAUAUUCAACAUUUUUUCGAUCUAUUGGUGAUUUACCAAAUUUAGAAUAUCAAAAAAUCUGUAUAAAAUCAGAUCCUGGUUUAGAUCAACGGGUGUUUAAUGCCCCAACAUCAUCAGAAGUUGCAGCUAUUUGGGUUGAAAAUGAUGAUUCAGAACAUUUAACACCUCGUGAUAUUUUCGUAUUUAACCAUAUUGGCGGGAGUCAUUUAGUUCAAUAUUAUUUUGGAUGCUAUGAUCCGCUUCAAUAUCCUCUACUGAUUCCUCUCAGAGAUAUUGGAUGGCACCAAGGCAUACAAAGAAUUAACAAAAGAACUGCAUCUGUAUCUGCCAAUAACUGCACAACUCAAUUAAUUGAUCCUCAUCAAUCAACAUCAGCAGAAGAAUUACUCAGAAGAGAACAACAAGAAUCUUUUGAUGAGAUCGUAUCUGCUGAAUUACCUGACAAAGACAACAACUUACAUCUCUAUACAGCUGUUGUUAAGCAUAUGAUGCAUGACCCAUGUAGAGUUCUAAAUCCAACAAAUGUAUGUAUGAAAAAAAAUGGUUGUUGCAAAAAUAAUUACCCAAAACAGUUUGUCCCAAACACUGUUGUUGGAAAUGAUUGCUUCCCAAUAUACAAACGCUGCAACAAUGGAAGAACAGCCAAAAUCAGAGGACAUGAUUUAGAUAAUCGUUGGGUUUUUCCAUAUAACCCUUAUUUACUUGCAAUGUUUGACUGUCAUAUUAAUGUUGAGAUAUGUUCUACAAUAAAAGCUGUCAAGUAUCUCUACAAAUACAUUUAUAAAGGCCAUGAUCGUGUUGCCUUCAAUCUGGUUUCUGAACAAAGCACUCAACAAAUUGAUGAAAUUGAGAGAUUUCAAUCAGUUCGAUGGAUUGCUCCACCAGAGGCUAUGUGGAGAAUAUUUGGCUUUAUUAUCAAUGAGGUUCAUCUAGCAGUCUAUAGCUUACAUUUACAUCUUGAAAAUCAACACCAGGUUACUUUCCGUGCACAUGAAAACUUAACAAAUGUGAUAAACUCUAACUUUUCAGCAAAAUCAAUGCUGACUGAAUUUUUUGCAACAAAUCAAGUUGAUCAGAAUGCCAAAAAAUUGUUGUAUAAAGAAUUUCCUGAAUUUUAUGUUUGGAGCCAACAAUAUAAAAUGUGGACUAUUCGGAAAAAACAAGUUGUGAUAGGUCGAAUUGUUACAGCAAAUCCUUUUGAAGGAGAAAGGUAUUAUCUGCAGAUGUUAUUAAAUCAUAUAAGAGGUCCUUUAUCAUUUGAUCAUCUCAAAACUGUCAAUGGUAUCUUGGCCCCCACAUUUCGUGAAGCUGCAACUAUGUAUGGUUUAUUACAGAGAGAUGACAGUUUAGAAGAAUGCUUAUACGAAGCCUCUCUUUACCAAAUGCCUUUCAGUUUAAGAAGACUAUUUGCAACAAUUUUGGUUUACUGUAAUCCUACAAAUCCAAGAGAUCUUUGGGAACGCUUUGAACAAGAUAUGUCUGCUGAUUUUCAAUUACUUGAAAGUUCUUCAUCAACUGUUAGAACUGAAACUUUACGCUUCAUCUCCACAAUAUUUGAAUCAAUGGGUAGAAACAUCAAUUCGUUCCAUCUUAUCGACCAAAACAUUGAUUUUGAUCAAGAUGAGUUUUUGUUUAGAGAAAUUGAUGAUGAAUUAGCUGUUCCAAUUCCAGAAGAAGAUCUUCAUGCAUCAACACUGCUUAAUUGCGAACAACAAAAUGCUUAUAAUUCUAUCUUAUAA